AAUCUUGUAUAGGGCCUCAAAAAAGUUAGAAACGGCCCUGUCCCAUUUCCAGUGAAGGAUUUUUUGUAUCCGCCAUUUUAUCCUGAUUAUGUUUUUGUAUGUUAGUAAGACUGCUGUCCUUCUUUCUAGGAUUCCAGUGAAGUGGGUGGUUCCAGCUGAAAGAUUUGAAAAUCCUCCUGAAAGAGAUUUGCAGAGACAAACAACUGAGUAGAAGCAGGUAAGGACUCCUCGGUGGGAUCUGAUAAACUGGAAAUUUCAAGCUUACAUUGUUUUGCGAGACCCUCAAGAAACAUGGACAACGAAACAAAGUUUAUGAUAACUUGUAUGCUUUUUACAGCCAUCUGUAGCUCCGUGUCCAGUGAUGAAUGGAAGGCCACUGUUGUAAAAAGCAUUGACGCUCUGGUUACAUCCUGUGUUGUGGUACCGUGUUCAUUCUCCCAUACUGGAGGAAACCUGCCCUCCUCCAGACUCAGAGGAAUCUGGCAUGAAAAAGAUGACAAAAAAAGCAACAUCUAUCAUGAGGAUUAUACACUGAUUAAGGACAGCUUUAAGGAACGAACACAGAUGUUGGGACGUCUGGGCCAGAACAACUGCACCUUAGAAAUAACUGGAGUUAAAGAUCAUGACAACGGUCCUUUCUGUUUCCAGGUUGAACUAGUGCGAACAGAAAACAAUGACCCCACCAAGUACAAGUUCUCCUUUGUUGAAGACUGUGUCGAGUUGAACAUGCUCACUGAGCCUCCAAAGCCUGCAGUGAUUAAACCAAAGACAGCCACUCUAGGAGAGCCCUACACUGUCACCUGUUCAGUCAUCCACACCUGCCCCACUCAUGUUCCUAAACUCUCAUGGAAUCUGGAUAGUACAAACAUCAUUGUGCAUCAUAAAGAUAUUAAACACGGAAACUGGGAGAUGCAGUCCAUCCUGACAUUUAUUCCUGAGGAGAAGGACGACAACAGAGAGAUAACCUGCACUGCUGAAUUUAAUGGAGGCCUGAAAUCAUCUGAAACUUUCACACUCCAUGUAAAACGUAUUGAGAACUAUAAUCACAUCAUCAUUCCUGCUGUAGUGGGGAUUGGUACAGCUCUGCUCUUUGGCAUCUUCUGCAUUUUCAUGGCAAAAAAAUACAAGAACCGUAUUGCAGAGCUUCAAAAUCAAGAAGGAACCAUGUGGAACAGGCUUUCCAGAUUAUCUCGCAGGUUAAUUUUCAAAAAAGGCCUGGGUCGUGUAGCAGCCAACAACUCCUCCAGAGAGGCUGUCCUGGUGAAGAAGUUCAUGGCCCACUUCUCGGCGGAGGGAGCAGCAUCUUGGCAGCCAAAAGACUAGCCCAUUUGAAGUCCCAGCAACUUCCCCACAAUGGCUCUGAGCCACCCACAAACCUCUAAAGAGCGUUCCUGCCUUUUUAAAAAUUUUCUUAAUAAAUGGAGCUUGCCUCCAAAAGAAAAUAACCUCUCUUUAUUCUCUUAAAUAAUUGGUCUUCACUAUGUUCCUAUAUAUUAGUAUAUUUUGUCAUUAGUAUAAUAUGAAAUGCUUUGUUUUAUUCUUUGCUUCGAGCCCUGUGUACAGGAGCUGCAUGCUAAAAGAUCUUUUGUUAAAAGGGUUGGCGUAAUAAGCAUAUGCUUCAGCCAAUACCUUUUCAUUAGCCUUGUCUCGUGCUUUCUUGCUUUGUGGUAAUCUUUAUUCUGUAUUCACUGAGAUAUUUGAAUCAAAUCAAAUCAAAUGAAAUAAAUUCUACAUAUGUCAA
Messenger RNA from Oreochromis aureus, 1741 nucleotides. RefSeq names its product myelin-associated glycoprotein-like. The coding region runs from base 292 to 1323 and encodes 343 amino acids. The record is from RefSeq and is a predicted model, not a curated record. NCBI's taxonomy places the organism in Eukaryota, Metazoa, Chordata, Actinopteri, Cichliformes, Cichlidae. The transcript has 9 exons.